UUGGGCUGGCACGCUUCAUACUCAAUCUUACCGACCUAUGCGACUAUUCGGACUCACCGCUGUCGCAUGAUUCUAUACGGAACCGUUUGUGAACAUCUGACCUCUUUUUUAUCUCUCCGCCUCAAUUUAAGGAAGCGUCGUGUGACGUUCAUCGUUACUGGUCUGAGGAUGGGGGAUGGUAUUGUGUUACUCUCUCCAAAUCCAGGAAUCUAG
This is a messenger RNA of Botrytis deweyae, 213 nucleotides long. RefSeq lists its product as uncharacterized. The record is from RefSeq and is a predicted model, not a curated record. The transcript is spliced from 2 exons. NCBI's taxonomy places the organism in Eukaryota, Fungi, Ascomycota, Leotiomycetes, Helotiales, Sclerotiniaceae.